This is a messenger RNA of Phyllopteryx taeniolatus (common seadragon), 1868 nucleotides long. Its product is annotated as docking protein 2-like. Lineage: Eukaryota; Metazoa; Chordata; Actinopteri; Syngnathiformes; Syngnathidae. Gene Ontology annotation, biological process: cell surface receptor protein tyrosine kinase signaling pathway; positive regulation of MAPK cascade. The transcript has 7 exons. The coding region runs from base 103 to 1683 and encodes 526 amino acids. The record is from RefSeq and is a predicted model, not a curated record. Gene Ontology annotation, cellular component: cytoplasm.
AUCGACACGCCCUUACCUAAGAGGGGAAAAAAAGAAGGCAAAAGCCAGUUGCUCGUGUUCUCAUUGAAUCCAAAGAUCCGUAAUAAUGUUUGUGCUUUCUUGAUGGACUCUCACACGAAAACAGGGACAGUUUACCUUCAACCGCGCAAAGCUGGCAAAAAAUGGAAGCCAGUGUUGUUGUCACUGGUGCCACCAAGCAGCAAUGGAGUGGGUCGAUUGGAGAUUCAGUUAAUAGAAGGUGGUGAUGGAGGAAGAGAUUAUGGUGCAGGGUUGAAGAGACACCAGCAGCCUCAAGAAAGCAAGGUCAAAGUGGUCCGACUAUCUGAGCUUAUUAGUGUGCUGAGACUUCCACCAAAUGCUGAAGCCUGUCCCAUGGAAAACAUGUCAGCUUUUUGUGUGGAGUCACAGGGGAGAACGAUGGUGUUUGCUACACAAAAAGAUGACUGUGUGGACUGGGUAGAGAAACUUUGCCAAAGAACGUUUCAGAAGCGCACUCACUCAGGCACUAAUCAGCUUCACAUGGAGGAAAAUCAGAUAUAUGCAACAGCAAAUGACGCCCUUUGUACCAUUUUUCCAGCCACAGAUUUCUGUGUGGUGGUGCAAAGGACAGAUGCAGCAAUACGUUGUGGAUUGCAGGGUGCAUACUGGCUCCAGGUUGGACAAAAGACCCUCCUUCUGAAAGAUACUCAGAAGGUGAACAUUGUUGGACAGUGGCCAUAUGAACUGCUGAGGCGAUAUGGUAAAGAUAAGCUGACAUUAACCAUUGAAGCAGGAAGACGAUGUAACAGUGGUCCUGGAACAUUCACCUUUGAAACAGAACAAUCUGAGAAAAUAUUCAACCUGAUUCAAAGCACCAUCAAGCAAAAGACUUUAGCUGUUACAUCAGGUAACCUUCACCAGGAAGAACACAACGCUUUAGUACCAAACAUACACACUAAUUCCCCUCUCCCCAAAGUCGCCGCUAUGACAAGUGUGCCCUCCAUUCUGGAAAACAGGAGGACACAAGUAAAGACAUCUCAAGUCACAGAGGACAAUACGGGAUGUCAAGAUGAUCCCGCUCAUUCAUCAGAAAAUCAGUCAAUACAGCCAGCUCCAAUCACACUUAUGCCUCUCCCAGUGGUCCCAAAAUUUGGCAAUCCCUCUGGAAGUCUUCAUGGUUGCCAAUUUGAAGCUGAAUAUGCCAACCCAGCUGACUGCAUCCAAAAUGUACCAAAACCUCAAGCUACCGUGUCUCACGUCUACAUAGACCCUGCAAGUGUUCUUCCCCUCCAUCCUCCAACUUCAAAAAAAUAUAUAAAUACAGUUUCGAACACAUUCACCCCACACUCUUGCUUCAUUAUCAGUGACCCAGACUCUGUUUAUUCUGAGGUGUAUGAUAAUGUCAGUCUGGGCAAGAAUGAAUCAAAUGCCAAGUGGAGUGAACAACAUAGGAAUUUUACAGAGGAUGAACCAAUUUAUACUGUACCUGUGAGUAAGGAAGAUGAAGUUUCUGAUAAAGCUGAAACCAAACCAGAUCCAUUUGCCCACCUCUAUGCUCAAGUGAAUAAAACACCUCCAUCAUCGAGUCCCUCUGCAACCCCACCUCCCCCAUCUUCAUCAUCCUUAGCCAGCAGCAUCGCUGCUACCAAAAUUUCUGACACCUCUACUGACGAUGUCAUCUAUGAAAACCUGGGCAUCAUUUAAUUCAGCCGAAUAUGAAAAUCUACAUUAAGGCAUUACAGUAAGUCCCCGGGCUGAAUAGCCUCACCUUCCAAAAUGAAAUGCGCAUGCCUGGUCCACAUUUUCAUUUUCAGAUGUAUAUACAAUUGUAUGUAUUCAAUCUAUUUUUAGCCUUUUUAAAUAAAAAAUGUCUAUUGAUAUGAAAAACA